CUGGCUGGCAGUGGGACAAUGCAGUGUCGGUGUCUGCAGUAUUCUGACUUCUGGACGCUGGAGACUGCAAGCUGGAAUUGUAGCGUCCUCUCAUUUCCGAUCUCUACCCGCGCGCGUGGCUGCCUUGGCCAGCAAGCUUUUGAUUUUGUUGAUUGAGAAAACACAUCUAAGGAAAUAUAGGACACCCCGCUGCCAGCUCUAGCCCAGGGCUAGUGCAGGGCACGCAGGAUUCCGAGUGCUGCACGCCCUCCGGCUGCGGAAACUUAAUCCCUGGUCUGAAAUUCGCUGCACAUUUUCAUUUCUGGGAACGUGAUCCCAGCAUUCGAAAGCCAAGAUGCCGGCCCACAUACUGCAAGAGAUCUCCAGCUCUUACUCAACCACCACCACAAUCACAACGCCUCCCGCUGGGGGGCAGCAAAAUGGAGGCGAGAGGUUUGAAAAGAAUUCCCACCACUGGGGAGCAGAGGUUCGCCCUGAAAUAAAAGAUGAUCUAUAUGACCCCACCUACCAGGAUGCGGAGGGCCCCCCGCCCAAACUGGAGUACGUGUGGAGAAACAUCAUCCUCAUGGCCCUGCUGCACGUGGGAGCCCUGUAUGGGAUCACACUGGUUCCCAGCUGCAAGUUCUACACCUGCCUCUUUGCAUAUUUGUACUAUUUAAUCAGUGCUCUGGGCAUCACAGCUGGGGCUCAUCGCCUGUGGAGUCACCGAACUUACAAGGCGAGGCUGCCUCUGAGGCUCUUCCUCAUCAUUGCCAACACUAUGGCUUUCCAGAAUGAUGUAUAUGAAUGGGCCCGAGAUCACCGCGCCCAUCAUAAGUUCUCAGAAACCCACGCUGAUCCUCAUAAUUCCCGUCGUGGCUUUUUCUUCUCUCACGUGGGUUGGCUGCUUGUGCGCAAACACCCAGCUGUCAAAGAGAAGGGUGGUAAACUGGACAUGUCUGACUUAAAAGCCGAGAAACUGGUGAUGUUCCAGAGGAAGUACUACAAGCCCGGUCUCCUGUUGAUGUGCUUUAUUCUGCCCACACUUGUGCCCUGGUAUUGCUGGGGUGAAACUUUUCUAAACAGCUUGUGUGUUAGCACUUUCCUGCGAUACGCUGUGGUGCUCAAUGCCACCUGGCUGGUGAACAGUGCCGCCCACCUCUACGGAUAUCGUCCAUACGACAAGAACAUUAGCUCUCGGGAGAAUAUCCUGGUUUCAAUGGGAGCUGUAGGCGAGGGCUUCCACAACUACCACCACUCCUUCCCCUUUGACUACUCAGCCAGUGAGUACCGCUGGCACAUCAACUUCACCACGUUCUUCAUCGACUGCAUGGCCGCGCUCGGUCUGGCUUAUGACCGGAAGAAAGUAUCCAAGGCCGCUGUCUUAGCCAGGAUUAAAAGAACCGGGGAUGGAAGCUACAAGAGUGGCUGAGUUUUGGGUCAUCUGGGUUCCUAUUCCAAAAGCCAGCUUGGCAGAGGUUUAAUGUUCUGUUAAUUAACUACUGAGUAUUGCUACCUGGAAGCUAAAAAUGACGAAGUUAACCCAUUCUGGUACAGUAUUGUAAAACGGACAAGUAUUGAAAGACAACUCUCUUUUGACACUAAGCUGAAAUUUUUCUUUUCUAUUCCCAUUGUCCCUUGCUUUGCUUUGUCCUUGUCACCUUCAUUUCUCACUGCCUCCCAAGCUAGCAGCUGAUCAGCUAUAGGUCAGUGUUCACCUUCUAAAGCUUACCAACCUUCCAAGGGUCUAAAAGUAAAGGUGUUUACCCCCAAACAACUCUCUUUUCUUGAGCUGUUCUGAGCUAGAGAUACAAGAAAAUCCCCCAAGAUUUCUCCUGUUAAUUAUUUUUUAACACAGGCUUUACCAGAUGGAAUGGAAAAAUACUUUUAUUUGACAGAGAGCUUGUAAAGCAGAUAAAUUAAUAAGAGCCAGAUUCAGCAUGUAGGCUGUGAUUCAUCGAAGAUGCAAAAGUAGGAAAGGAAAAAUGCUUGUGACCGGGCUCAGCUGCUUGUCUAGCAGGGGUGUGGAGCUUCUGCAUAUAGCAUCUGCCUCCUGGUUCGAUGGCCAUGGGGCUUGGUGGUGCUAGAAUCCAAUAACACAUCUCGGUAUAGUUUAGGCUGAGGAUUUUCUUUAAGAAGCAGUUGAUAGGAAAGGCAGGCUCUAUUAAAACAGGAUUUGAUCUUCUUUUAAUAACAAGGAUGAAUAGAAUAAAAAUCUUCAAAGUGAGGCAAGUUUGGAAUUGGUAAGUUCAGUCACUCAUGGGUGGUUUUGAACAUUGUGUGAGCUGCAAGUCCAUUUUCUUGCUCUUCUGUCAAGAUACUAAUUGCUCCCAUAAAGAAUGGCAGUGGCGUUUCCAAAUAUCUAACCAUGGGAAGAUUUUUUUUUAAAAGAUGAACUUGGAUCACAAUUAGAAAUAUAGACAUAAAAUUUGAACUAGAACAUGAGUGGUCUGUUCCUCCCACUGUUGGGAAGCAGAUGGAGAAGUUGAGGGACACUGUAGGCAGCUCCUAAUAACUUUCCAAAAGAAGUCUUCUAAGAAAACACUGUCAGGGGAUUUUGAAGUUACUGAAUACAUUUUGGGGCAUUCUAGUGAAACAGGUUAGAUAUGAGCUCUCUUCAUUCUAAUUCUCUUUACAUUAAGGCUUUUCCCUAAAGUGUUACACCCAUGAGCUCACGCCUGGCUCUGUGACCAUUUAGCCUACAUACAGGACUGCCUGGGAUAGGUGGUGGGAAUCUCUUAAGCUGUACCACAUCUGCCUCUUCUCUCCCCUCCCCCCCUUUUUUUGACGUUUAGUCUUGCUCUAGACAGCAACUUCCUGUGUGUUUACAGGGCAGUAAAGAUGGGCAGUCUCAGUAGCUUCACACAGAUAACGCUUGGGAGCACUGUACUGAUGUGUUUCUUUAGCAAGUAGAGCUGACUAUCCUUUUCCUGUGGCUUUCAGAUUCUCUCCACCUCCAUCUCUUGGUUUCUGACAUUCUGAAAACUUUAUAAAGAAAAAGUUUGGCAAACCAUUCAACAUCCCUGACUCAGAGAGGCUCUUUGUCUCAUGAGUCAUUCCAAGACAGAUGCUCCUAUUGUGCCCAUGAACCAGCCACAGAGCAAAACAGUUCCUUUUUAACCUCCAGUAUGAGUCAGGGCAGAGGGCAUGCUCAGUGCUCACUGAAUGUUUAGCAGAGCAACUUGGGCUGAUCAGUACUCCUGGGUGGCACUGCAAUGCUUAUAGAAGGGAGGACAUGUUGCCUAACUGGGAAGCACAAGAAGCAAGGGCAUGUUCCCAAGUGCCUCAGUUUGAUGGAGGGUCUGCUGAAAGCCUUGGCUAAGAUAGGAGAUCAGAGAUGCCAUGGACUUUGCAUAAAAGAUUUUGUUCAGCAAACUAAUUGGCAUUCCAUAUCACACAGCCUAGUGUAGACAACAGAAGUUCAGAAAGAUACAAUGUUAGAGUUUUGAAGACAAUGAACAUCUGUCCCUGUAGCUCAGUCAGAAAUGCAGAAGAAUAGAGGCUACAGAGACCAGCCCACAUGAAAGCAGCCUUAUCUUUGAACUGUUAAUGAAAACAGAAAUCUUAAGAUUACAGUAUAUUUGCUGGCCUGUGUCCUAGUCCUUAGAAAUGCCUUUCGAAUUAUAUUAGUUCCACAGGUCAUCAGAUGCCUGUUCUAUAUAUGAACAAUAAACUUCUAAUCCUGUUUCACGGAUCGGAACCACGCCAUGGCUGAGGACCCCAGUAUAUAUGUCUGUAGAUGAAAGCGUACCAGCUCACUAAAGAAUAGUACUUUAAAGAUUUUAAAGUUCAGUACAAGUGACACAUUAAUAAGAAACUAAGAUCCGGUUGAGUGAAUUCCUAACAGUCCUUGCCUUGUGGGCAUGCUAAGACCUUAUUUGGGUGCCUUACCUCUUCUAAUCAGUGUUGCAUGUGGGCCUGUACUCACUUCCUCUGAGGAGUUCCUUAGAACCCGAGAAUCGGUAAAUGUGGCAGGUAUAAUAAAAACUGACUGGCUGGAGGAUUAACUACAUCAAUUUGCAGUAUUCCCUUUGGGGCCUAGUUUUGGAAACUUAGGGCUGUUUUAAUGAAGUGCCCAUAUUUGGUGGAUGGUGGAAGUAAUCUGAACGUGUGUGAUUUAUAGUUUUUGUUUUAAGAUUAAAAGAUAGUUAGCAUUUUAAGUGAAAGCUUUUCUUCAUGGUUUGCUAGUAUCCUGAAUGUCUUCUCUUUAGUUGAAAUAGGUUAGUAGGAAUGUAAGAAAGCAGGAUGGUCAUGUGCUGGUGGCGAAGGCCUGGGCCACCCACCACUCUCGCUUUUGUAACAGUCCCACUUUGACAGUAACGCUACUCCUCAAAUAAGGAUGUUAAUGAGGGUAGAGCCCUCCUAAUCUAAUCAGCUCUUAAGGGUCCCAACUGUCAACUCUGUUGCAUUGGGGGGUUAAGUUCCUAACCCAUAAAUUGUGGGACAGAUUCAAACCAUAGCACUGAAGCACUGGACAUGUCACUUAACAAUGUGACUCAGUAUUACUUCUGUGAAAAUGGGAUAAUAAUCCUAACGUACCUCGGUUGGGUAGGUUGGAGUAUGGCUAAUGCUCUUUAUAAAACAUUUUGGCAUCUUCAGCAGAGGAAUUCUCAAGUCCUGCACAUUUUUAUAGUAGCUGUGUCCACCAUGGACUUGACAUGUGCCUGUGUCCCAGAAGACAUUGUUGACCUACAUUGUUCUUUUCAGAUUGAAUGGAUGCAUUCCUUAAUGUAUACUCAUUGCUAUGAAAACAUGCAGGACUCCGUUUCCUUCCUUGGGUGGGAUUUUUCCUUUGUUAUGUGCAACGGUAGUUAUUUGUAAUCUAAUAAUUUUGAAAUAAUUUUCAUUAAUAUCAACUCAGAAAGUAUUUCUACUCAUCUGAGAUUGUGUUUGUUCAUAAUAAAAUGAAAUGAAUCUGACUGCAA
Nannospalax galili (Upper Galilee mountains blind mole rat) is the source of this 4904-nucleotide messenger RNA. RefSeq names its product acyl-CoA desaturase 2. The record is from RefSeq and is a predicted model, not a curated record. Gene Ontology annotation, molecular function: iron ion binding; palmitoyl-CoA 9-desaturase activity; stearoyl-CoA 9-desaturase activity. Gene Ontology annotation, biological process: response to fatty acid; unsaturated fatty acid biosynthetic process. Gene Ontology annotation, cellular component: endoplasmic reticulum membrane. The coding region runs from base 335 to 1411 and encodes 358 amino acids. Lineage: Eukaryota; Metazoa; Chordata; Mammalia; Rodentia; Spalacidae. The transcript has 6 exons.